AUGGAAAAUUCAGAAAAUGUUCCCUCUUACGAUCAAAACAUCAAUUUCACUCCUAAUUUGACGAGAGAUCAAGAACAUGUGAUCAUGGUCUCUGCUUUGCAACAAGUAAUAUCCAACGUCGGAGGUGACACGAACUCGAAUGCAUGGGAAGCUGAUCUUCCACCUUUGAACGCUGGCCCUUGUCCUCUUUGUAGUGUCACCGGCUGCUACGGUUGCGUCUUCCCACGACACGAGGCGAUAAUUAAGAAGGAGAAGAAGCACAAAGGAGUGAGGAAAAAACCAUCAGGUAAAUGGGCGGCGGAGAUAUGGGAUCCGAGUUUGAAAGUAAGGAGAUGGCUUGGAACGUUUCCAACAGCGGAGAUGGCGGCUAAGGCUUACAACGAUGCGGCGGCUGAGUUUGUCGGAAGAAGAUCAGCAAGACGUGGCACAAAGAACGGAGAGGAAGCAUCUACCAAGAAGACGACUGAGAAAAAUUAACGGAGAAGGAGCACGUAUAGAAAGGCAGGAAGAGGCAUCUUACUUGCUUCA
Molecule: messenger RNA, 528 nt
Organism: Arabidopsis thaliana (thale cress)
Lineage: Eukaryota; Viridiplantae; Streptophyta; Magnoliopsida; Brassicales; Brassicaceae
Product: Integrase-type DNA-binding superfamily protein
Exons: 2
Coding region: 1-477 (158 amino acids)
Biological process (GO): regulation of DNA-templated transcription
Cellular component (GO): nucleus
Molecular function (GO): DNA binding; DNA-binding transcription factor activity
Source: RefSeq, marked reviewed